AUGUCCCCUUUCGGGCGAGGACCUCAUAUCCCCAUGAUGACGAGCGAGAGAGGCGCGGAUGGCAGAAGAGAAGACACAGUAGGGGAUCCCACAACGAAGACCAGCCGAGAUGAGCCCCACGAUUGUGAUCAAAUAUCACUGAUAACGGACAACUCGUCGCCAAUGGGCUCAGGACGACAUCACCUCAGUCCACCUCUUGGUCUGGCAAGGACGAGGGGGUACAAAUUGGAUGAGACCGUACACGUGGAUAUGAAGCGGCGGCGGAUUGUGGGCCGAGAGGACGUAGAAAAUGCUGACUAUGGUAGCGAGUCUGAGUUUCAAACACGCAAUCAAACACGCAAUCGCUAUUGGGACGGCUGUAUCAUACUAUCAGAUAGUUUGAAAUUUCUAUCAGCCGUAAAUUAUCGGUUGCAAAGACUGAUGCCGUGA
Fusarium oxysporum Fo47 is the source of this 429-nucleotide messenger RNA. RefSeq lists its product as uncharacterized. The transcript has a single exon. Bases 1 to 429 code for a protein of 142 amino acids. The record is from RefSeq and is a predicted model, not a curated record. Lineage: Eukaryota; Fungi; Ascomycota; Sordariomycetes; Hypocreales; Nectriaceae.